AUGAAAUCAAUCAAACACCAGCCUGAGCCCACGGAUGCGUUCCCGUCUCGCUCUUUUCUUGUGUGCUUCCACCUGGUGAUCAUCUUUUUUUCGUUUCUUGCCUGCCUCUGGCCUUGUACUAUUUUCUCUUCUUAUUUCAAUUGUAUUUAAUUGGCAUCCCACCGCUCAUUUUCGACCGACCAAAUCUUGAUUUGUAGUAAACAAAGAAAGCCCGAAUCCACAACGCCUCCCGCUAUUUCCUUCAGUCACACCAUUUCUUUUCUUUUCUUUGUUUCGUUGUUUUCUUCGGCCCGUUGACGUUACCAGAACAACAACGCACUCCGAGACGUCUCUCCUGGGAAUGCCGGUAGCUUGAACCCUAUUUUCUCCCCUUUCAUCCGCCGCCAGCGCAACGACAUAUAGGGGGGUCUCAACGUCCUUGGAUCCUCUUUUGUCUCUUAUCUCUCAAUAACUCUCUCUCUCACAUACAAAUUCGCGAUGGACAAACUAUUAAAUCACGCCUUUGACAACCUGGCGUCAUACGAUGGCGCCAAGGUCAGGAGAGGACUGAGACAAGUCGAAGGUCUUCUCGCACCGAUAUGUCUUGCCCCACCGGUUACCAAAGAUUCAGAUGUUUUCAACACAAACUCGGCAGCAAAUCAGGCGGGCUCUCCAGACCAGCCUGCACCUCGGAGGACACUUGCGGAGCUGGCCGAGGACCCAGCUUUCCGCGCAUUCUUCCGGCUACAGGACAGCUUUGAGUGGAACAUCAUUUCCAGGCUCAUCGACACGCUGAACAACCUGCUUUCCCGGGGUGCCGAGGGCGAGAAUGAUAUGCUCAUUGUCAGCGCGCUGGAACUGAUGCAGGGUCUUCUGCUGUUGCACCCACCCAGCAAGAUCCUCUUUAUGCGGGAUCCCAGCAUGAACCUACUCCUCGACCUCCUGGAGCCCUGCAACUGCCCAGCCAUCCAAAAGGCCGCCGUCCUUGUCCUCGUUACAGCCCUGAUCGACACGCCCCAGAACACUCGCACAUUUGAGCGCCUCGACGGCCUCCUGACCGUCACGUCCCUGUUCAAGUCCCGCGCCACCAGCCGAGAUCUCAAGGUCAAGCUCAUGGAGUUCCUCUACUUUUAUCUCAUGCCCGAAACCGCCUCCAUCCCUCGCGCCGAGCUCCGCGAGCGCCCUUCUGUGCCCGCCCUGCUGCAGCGCAGUCCUAGCAAGUUGGCCAAGGCCUUUAGCGGAGACGGCACUCCCGAGAGGAGGAGCCGCGCCGACAGCGGCAGCGCCGCGAUCCUGUCGACGGAAGAGAAGCAGGCGCUGCUGGCGCGCCACCUUAGCAACGUCGGUGACCUGGUCAGGGACCUGCGGAGCUGCACGCCUUUUGGCGUCAUUUGCUAAAACCCAGAGGGGUUUCAGUGAAAAGAAGAAACAAAUAUGACAGCAGCCCCUGUCAUUAACCACUCGAAUUACUUGCCGGCUUUCCGAGUCGGCUGGGCAACCAGCCUUGCCCAAGACCAUCAUCGACAAUCAUUUGCUAUCCUUACAACAAGCUCUAGACCUUCUCGUCUUUUCUUAUUUUCCUACUGGUAUUACGUCUGCGCAAUCAUCAUUUUCGGGUCGGAGUUGUGAUUUCAAAAACCGGUUUCAUCCUCACUGCUUGGAGUUUUCUUUACCACGGGGAUCAGUUUACAUGUUCUUAUUUUUGCUACGCGUUACGAUCUUGCUCUCCUGGGAUUUUCCGGAACCUUGGGAUUGAGCCUGGUCGUUUUUGACUUUUGUCCUUGUCGUUGGUUUUCACACGCGCUUCAAGUGUUUUCCUUCUCUUGACAAGUUUUGCCUGUCCAACAUUGGGUUGUUUUUAUAGAGCUGGAUAGGCGGGGCACUGAAAUUAAAUCCGCGUUAAUUAGAUAGAAAGACUACGUUUACCACUAGCCAGGGGAUGAUAGAUACCCCCAAUAUCACAUCACAUCUCCUUGAAA
Messenger RNA from Pyricularia oryzae 70-15, 1958 nucleotides. Its product is annotated as cell division control protein 14. The coding region runs from base 478 to 1377 and encodes 299 amino acids. Lineage: Eukaryota; Fungi; Ascomycota; Sordariomycetes; Magnaporthales; Pyriculariaceae. The record is from RefSeq and is a predicted model, not a curated record. The transcript is spliced from 2 exons.